UUAUCUCUCGUACGGUCACUAGUAGCGAAUCAAGUUUGUGCCUGUGCGAAUGUUUGUGUUUACGCUAAAGUAUAUAUCGAAAAUCAAAUCUGUGAAAAUUAUAAUUGUUCUUGCCAAUGCUAUAUUGUAAAGGAAUUCACAAUGAAGAUAGCAUAUUGUUUGAUAGUAAUAUUUGUAAUUAAAACUCAGGCGCAAUUUAAUAUUGUUAAAUGGCCGCAACAAUACAAUUAUAGAAGAGUACUGCCUCUCGCCGCAAACUUUAACAACGAGCCAGCUCAAAAUAGUGGUCUAGAUUCAUACGACAGAUAUAUCAACUCUUUACUAUCAAAUGAAAACAAAAUUGGAGAUGUAAAUAAUGCCAAUGAUAAUAUAAAUAAAGUUCAACCAACACGGUACGACGACGACGAGUCUCCGAUUGUUUCAAAACCGGUUAGAUUCGUUGGAGUCGGUACAACUGAUUUUGAACAACUGAACAAUGUUACUUACGCCCUAACAGAAUUUAGCGUCAUCUUAAUGAGAAGUGUUAACCAAUUAAUAAGAGGAAAUGUUAUAGUUUCUCCCACGUCUAUUGCGACAGUUUUAGCUCUCCUACAACAAGGAACUUCGGGAGAGGCUCAGGAUCAAAUGACAAGAGCUCUUUCAAUGCCACCUAACGCCACAGCGCCUACUUAUCAAAGACUUACGUAUGAUAUGAAGAAAAGAAAUUCAAGAAACAUACUGACUGUUUCCAUCAAUUUAUACCUCGGAGAAGGUUUUCAAAUAGAACCAGAUUUCAAAGAGACCUCUGUUCAAUAUUUCGGUAGCGAAAUAACAAAUGUUGAUUUCAGUAGACCUGGUCCAGCUGUUAGGCAAAUAAAUAAAUGGAUAUCGAUCCAAACUCAUAACAGAAUUGCCGAACUUCUACCGGAGAGUGCUGUUAGUUCCUCCACCCAAGUGCUCAUAGCAAAUGUGGUAUAUUUCAAAGGACUUUGGGAGACAAAAUUUAAACCAGAAUCCACGAGAGAGCUAUUGUUCCACUUAAGUAGUGGCGAAAGUAUUACAGUGCCAUUUAUGCGCAUGCGCCAUUCUUUUAGAUAUGGUAUAGAUGAAGAGAGUAAUUCAGCUGUCGUUGUAAUGCCAUUUGAAAGAUACCAGUACUCUCUUAUAAUUAUAUUACCACAGCAUCAGUCUAAUGUAGACAUUAUAUUAAAAUCACUAUCAAAUAAUAAAUUACUGAACUAUCUUAAAUUUGAUGAAAGUGAAAUCCAAUUGGAAAUUCCGAAAUUUACCAUAAAAUCACACACUAAUAUGAUACCAGUCUUGCAAAAGAUGGGCAUCACUGAAAUUUUUUCACCGCAAGCUGAUCUUACGCGUAUUGGAACUUACCGGACGUAUUCACCUAGAAUAUCUAGUGCUAUACACACCGGUUAUCUGUCAGUCGACGAGCAAGGUCUAUCAGCAACGGCUGCUACAAGUUUUGCUGCAAUCGCCUUAUCAUAUGAGGAUCCCCCUGCACUGUUCCAGGCUAAUAGACCAUUCCUAGCCGUAUUAUGGGACACUCAAUUCGCUAUUCCUUUGUUUAUAGCCAAAAUUGAAGACCCAUCUAAGUGAUAAUUUCAUGUUAAGUUUUCUACUACAGAUAGUUAACUUGAUUUUUUAUUCUAACACUUAUAUAUAUUACGUGUUUAUUCAUUUCAUUAUAGGACUGAUAGUUUUUAUACCCUCUAUGUUACGACAUAUACUUUAACAUGGACAUAAAGACAUCGCUUAUAUUGAUAACAAACGUUAUAUUUAACACAAAUCAUAUCAUGAUAUUGUCAUAUCAAGAUAUCAUACUGCCAUCGAAAUAUUCCGAAAGGAAAUAGGCCUCAGCUUCUUAAUCUAAAAUUAAUUUUCUUAUCAAAUAUAAGAAAGUUUUUAAUGAUACAUGCAAUCAGUUAAGUUAAAGGUUACGUUUAAAAAUACGUUAAAUAAAAAAAAAAACAUGUUUAAGUUUCACAUUACAUGUUUUAAUAUUAAAAUUCUUAUUUAUGCAAGUCUUAUAUUAUCUCUUUAGUCUUUUUAAUUUGUUUAUAACGGGAUCGUCAGCAAAUGUCCUAAAUUGUCCAUUGUAAUAGUUUUCAAUUUCUUGCAAUGAUUUGCCUUCGGUUUCUGGUAAGAAAAAGUACAAAUAUAUCGUACCGGCAAAACCGAAAGCUGCAUAUGUAGCAAAAGUUCCCCAUAAUUUCACACUGUUCUCAAGAUUAAUGAAGGUUUUAGAACCAAGAAAUGAAAAAACGUAGAAACUAGCAGCUGAUAAACCCUGGGCUGUGGCGCGGCUUCUGUUAAAGAUUAAUUAAAUAUAUAUUAUUAUGUUC
This is a messenger RNA of Danaus plexippus (monarch butterfly), 2336 nucleotides long. RefSeq names its product antichymotrypsin-2-like (gene serpin-12). Lineage: Eukaryota; Metazoa; Arthropoda; Insecta; Lepidoptera; Nymphalidae. Gene Ontology annotation, biological process: negative regulation of endopeptidase activity. The transcript is spliced from 7 exons. Bases 142 to 1590 code for a protein of 482 amino acids. Gene Ontology annotation, molecular function: serine-type endopeptidase inhibitor activity. The record is from RefSeq and is a predicted model, not a curated record.